This is a messenger RNA of Oikopleura dioica, 864 nucleotides long. Lineage: Eukaryota; Metazoa; Chordata; Appendicularia; Copelata; Oikopleuridae. The record is from the annotation of a GenBank genome assembly.
AUGAGACAGGCUUUCGUCUUUAUUGCAUUGGCGAUAGGAAACACAGAGUGUAAAGCAAAUUACAGCGACAGGAAAAACUUAUGUUUUGAAAGGACUCGGACAAAGCUAGAAAAGGGUACAGACUGUGUGCGGCGCGGCGGCUACAACGCCUGGUACACUGGUUUCUACUUCAAUAAAGACGACGGCAAGUGCGUCCCCUUGGAUCAUUACUGCCACGUCAGUCUUGGUAGAGAGAAAAGAAGGAUAAACAAAUCGACGAGAUACAUCUUCACAGUCGGCGAGAAUACUAAAACAAGGUGCGAGGAAGAGUGCGUCGACCAGGGAUACAACUUGAGGGAGAAUAGCGAUGGGUGCAAAAUAAACACUUAUCUCUUCGAGGAUGAGUGCGUCGCCUUAGCAGAUGAGCUCGAGUCUUGUCAUGUAAAGCGAAGACCUUCACUGGCGGCUUGUGAGCGGGAAGCGCGCUCGAUCUUCAAACCUCGCGAAUGUCACUCUGCCGACUUUGAAGGGAAGCUGAAGCGCAUUUCCGCCGCAUCGAAUCGCAUCGUCGCGCUUGGAAAAGUCGACAGGAGAGGCGCUGCGAACAAACCUGUUCUCGUCAACCUGGACGUGCGUGACCUCUUCAGCACGCGGAAGGAGGCGAUUAUGUAUUUGGAACUGAACGAACUUUCGAACAGCAAUGUAAUGCGCUGUGAAGAGCGCUUAGACUAUGUUCUCGUCAUCGGCUAUCUAACCAAAAUAGAGCGAACGACAGGAAACGUGAGAUUCCGGGACGGUGGCUACGCCCGAUUCUCCUCAUCGAGAGACGAUCUUUUAGACAAAUUCAACGUGAUAAAGAAAGCUCUUCAAAAUAGAAACAGCUAG